UUAUCCCAACGACCCGGAAGUUCUUCUGCUAUUUUUUUGACACGUAGUUAGCGGCGUUGGCGGAGUCCUGGACCAUUAGCCGUGCUACUUGCAAUGUCAGGAUUUGACAACUUCAACACAGACUUUUAUCAGUCUAGUUACAGUGUAGAUGAUCAGAACCAAGGAGGAUAUGGCUACAGCAACACAGAUGAGCCCUACAAACCAUAUGGACAGUAUGAUUACUCACAGCCAAUGGGCUACUCAGCAGCUCCAGGAAUGAUGCAGCCACAACAGCCAUACACUGGCCAGAUAUACCAGCCCACACCAGCCUUUACCCCAACCUCCUCACAAUCCAUGUACAGUAGCAGCUUUGAAGAUGAGCCCCCAUUGUUAGAGGAACUGGGGAUAAACUUUGACCACAUCUGGCAGAAAACUCUGACUGUGCUGCACCCGUUGAAAGCAUCAGAUGGUAGUAUAAUGAAUGAAACCGAUCUGGCUGGUCCCAUGGUGUUCUGUUUGGCGUUUGGGGCAACGCUGCUCCUGACAGGUAAGAUCCAGUUUGGUUACGUGUAUGGCAUCAGUGCUAUUGGAUGUCUGGGCAUGUACUGCCUCCUCAACCUCAUGAGCAUGACUGGGGUCUCGUUUGGCUGUGUGGCUAGUGUUCUGGGCUACUGCCUGCUACCCAUGAUCAUCCUGUCCAGCUUCGGUGUUAUCUUUUCCUUACAGGGCAUAAUGGGUAUCAUUUUAACUGCCGCCAUCAUUGGUUGGUGCAGUCUUUCAGCCUCCAAGAUCUUUAUCUCUGCCUUGGCGAUGGAUGGGCAGCAGCUGCUGGUGGCCUAUCCCUGCGCCCUGCUCUAUGGAGUCUUCGCCCUCAUUUCUGUCUUUUGAACUCUUAUCCUCUUUUAAUGGACAAAAUGACCACCAACACACUCACAAACCUUUAUUUGAGGACUGCUUUUUCCUCAUUAAGGAGUUUCUUAGAGAAUGCUUAUGAUGCAGGUUAAAAAUGAGUUCUAAAGGUCUUUGCAAAAUCGUUUUCUUUACCAUAGUGAAAAUUAAGCAUUUAUGGGAGAGAAUAUAUAAUUAUUGCAAAUGUCAUCUCUCUAACACAACUCUGGUCUUAACUCUGCAAUGUUGGUAUGCAGAGUACACCAGGUUUUUUUUUGUUAUUGUUGUUUUGUCCUCAUUUAAUUAUUUUUCUUUACAUUCCUGAAUUACUGUUGAUUUGAUCAGCCUGUUUAUUUAUACACUUGAGUCAGUAAAAGUAACUAAUUUUCACCAUUUUUUUAUGUACCAGGAAAAUUAAAUGGAACUGUAAAAAAAACUUGUUUGAACCAAUUUAAAGGAAUUUGUCACACCAAAAUAAAGAUGCUGUCAUUUACUUCUGAA
Messenger RNA from Danio aesculapii, 1368 nucleotides. RefSeq names its product Yip1 domain family, member 5 (gene yipf5). The transcript has 6 exons. Bases 94 to 867 code for a protein of 257 amino acids. Gene Ontology annotation, biological process: regulation of ER to Golgi vesicle-mediated transport; endoplasmic reticulum to Golgi vesicle-mediated transport; vesicle fusion with Golgi apparatus. Gene Ontology annotation, cellular component: membrane; trans-Golgi network. Lineage: Eukaryota; Metazoa; Chordata; Actinopteri; Cypriniformes; Danionidae. The record is from RefSeq and is a predicted model, not a curated record.